Messenger RNA from Glycine soja, 1108 nucleotides. RefSeq names its product RING-H2 finger protein ATL78-like. The coding region runs from base 214 to 909 and encodes 231 amino acids. The transcript has a single exon. Lineage: Eukaryota; Viridiplantae; Streptophyta; Magnoliopsida; Fabales; Fabaceae. Gene Ontology annotation, molecular function: transferase activity. The record is from RefSeq and is a predicted model, not a curated record. Gene Ontology annotation, biological process: protein ubiquitination.
UGCCAAAACUCCCUUAGGAAUAUUCUACAAACCAACCACUCACCAAACAACAACAAUAGUUUCAUAUUCUAAUCAAAGCUAGCUAGCUAGAUAUAUCAUAUCAUGCCCUACUAUGUUAACUUACCCUAUAUAUAUAUAUAAUGGCCUAAGGCCUAAUAGAUAACCAACCUCAAAGCUCUAACUAACUCUUGUUCAAUAUCCCCAUCAUCAAACAUGUAUGCCUCAAGUUCCUUUACUUCACAACUAGUCCAUGACCUUCUCGUGGACACAAACUCAAGAAAGCUACUCCUUCAAGAUCCACUUCUUCACCAAUCAAUGAACUCGGCCAACUCCCCAGAUUCCAUGAGUUACAACACAACAGACUCAUACUUCACAGGUCGUGAUUUCGAUGCAAAUGUUGUCAUGAUACUCUCAGUGCUGUUAUGUGCUGUUAUUUGCUCACUCGGGUUGAACUCCAUCAUAAAGUGUGUCUUGAGGUGUUCAAACAUAGUCAUCAAUAAUAAUGACCCUUCUUCUUCUUCAAGUAGUGCGAGCUACAACCCUUCACCAAGAUUGGCCAACAGAGGAAUCAAGAAGAAAGCCCUCAAGACUUUUCCUACUGUGAGCUACUCAACAGAGAUGAAACUCCCCGGUUUGGACACAGAGUGUGUGAUAUGCCUCUCGGAGUUUGCCAAUGGUGAUAAGGUUCGCAUUUUGCCAAAGUGCAACCAUGGUUUCCACGUUUGCUGCAUUGACAAGUGGCUAAGUUCACACUCAUCAUGCCCCAAGUGCAGACAGUGCCUCAUUGAGACUUGCAAGAAAAUUGUUGGAUCCCAAAUACAACCAGUGGCACCAGUGCCAGAAACAAUUAUAAGGAUUCAACCACUAGAACCUGAAGGUUUGGAGCGUAACUAUAGGGAAGUAUGCUAGCUAAUUACUUUAAUUCAUUAGUACUAGAAUGUAAUAUAAACCAAUCAACCAUAAACAAUGCGGUGGCUAUAAUUGGAGAUUUUUCAGUUGCCUUUUGUUUUGACCUCAAAUGUAAGAUAAACUAGUUCAAUUUUUGUAACUGCAAUAUUAUUCUUUUCAAUAAUAUUCUAAAGUUAUCAAUUGAACCAGGGCUUUAAUU